Lytechinus variegatus (green sea urchin) is the source of this 3350-nucleotide messenger RNA. RefSeq names its product deleted in malignant brain tumors 1 protein-like. The transcript is spliced from 20 exons. NCBI's taxonomy places the organism in Eukaryota, Metazoa, Echinodermata, Echinoidea, Temnopleuroida, Toxopneustidae. Gene Ontology annotation, cellular component: membrane. The record is from RefSeq and is a predicted model, not a curated record. Bases 243 to 3350 code for a protein of 1035 amino acids.
CCUCAUUGACUCAUUGUGACACACAUGAAUACUACACAUGUCAUAGUACGCAGGCAACGGUUUCAUGCCACGUACCAGAUGAUGGUGACUUAAGACUACAGGGUGGAGACAUUCAUGAAGGGCGAGUUGAAGUCUAUUAUCAAGGUCAAUGGGGAACAGUAUGUGAUGAUAGCUGGGAUCAACAAGAUGCUCAAGUAGUUUGCACACAACUAGGAUUCCCUGGUGCAGUAGAAGCACUAAGCAUGGCUUACUUUGGCCAGGGAGGAGGCCCUAUUCAUUUAGAUGAGAUGGACUGCACUGGAUCAGAGACUCGAUUAGCUGAUUGUCUACAUCAACCAUGGACUCGGCAUGAUUGCUCACACUAUGAAGAUGCCAGUGUCAUCUGUCAGUAUAAUGAAGAUGGAGACAUACGAUUGGUAGAUGGAAGCACUGCUAAUGAAGGACGUGUUGAGAUAUGGAUGGACGAUAGAGGGUGGAUGACAAUCUGUGACUCCGGAUGGGACGAGGAUGAUGGUGAAGUGGUAUGCAGACAGAUGGGAUAUGAAGGAAUCGUCGAAGUUACACAGGAUAGCUCUUUUGGUGGAGGUACAGGGGAUGUGUUUGCAACUAUGGUGGAGUGUACAGGCAACGAGGAUUCAUUUCUUAGCUGUGCUUAUGAUGACCAUACAUACUGCACACAUUCCAAUGAUGCAGGGGUUGUAUGUGCUCUCCCAGACGGGGAAUCAAGAUUAGUAGAUGGUGAUGAUGAGUACAGUGGCCGUGUGGAGAUAUUCCAUGAUAACAGAUGGUGGACUGUAUGUGGAUACUGGGGUGAUUAUGAAGCCAAGGUCUUGUGUAAUGAGCUGGGAUAUAAGAACGUGGCAUUAUCCAGGCAUUCAUUUGGUCCUGGUUCAGGUGAUCUAGCAGGGGACUUAUAUUGUUAUCAACACUCAGCAACUUUGAGAGAUUGCACAUACAGUUCAACCUUUGAUAACACUGGUGGCUGCACACACGAUGAUGAUGUGGGUGUCGUAUGUGAUGAAACUAAAUUUGUUAGUGGUGCUGUACGCCUUGUCAGUGGAAACGUACCCUAUGCAGGUAGAGUAGAGAUGUUUACAGGAGAACGCUGGGGGUCUAUAUGCGAUGUAUCCUGGGACAUUGAAGAUGCACAUGUAGUUUGCAGACAAGUAGGAUACAAACGAGCCACCUUUGCAAAGAAAGGGGCUUUCUUUGGCAUGAAUACAUACCGUGUGGUGGCUGUUGGCUACAACUGCCUCGGUACAGAACUAACGCUUGAUGAGUGCCCUAUAGCCCAUGGAACCAUCUUAUCUGACUGCACUCAUCAAAAUGACAGUGGUGUCAUCUGUGAACAGGAUUAUUACGAUGAAUUCAGUGUGGAGUUGAUUGGCAAUGCCACCUAUCAAAGCAGUCGAGUGUCUGUAUUCCAUGACGGCCAAUGGAAAUCAGUAUGCAGCGAUAACUGGGAUUGGAGAAGUGCACAGGUGGCGUGCAGGCAAGCAGGCUACUUUGGAACAUCUUAUCACCUAGAUCAAGAUGCAUUCAGUGACUUUCAUCCAAUGGUUUUCACUGGGAAUGACAUUGCAUGUGAUGGGUCAGAAUAUCACUUGUAUUACUGUUCAGCUGACUGGGAUAGUCCUACAUGCACAUCAAACAAGGUAGCAUCUGUUACAUGUGCAGACUCCUAUGAAGACCUCUUACAAGAUGGGGACUUAAGGAUGACCAAUGGUACCUCAUCUAAAGACGGUCAAAUUGAGAUGUUUAAUGAAGGUUUUUGGAGACCUGUUUGUGGGGAUGAAUGGGGCUGGGAAGAAGCUACAGUGGCCUGUCGUCAAUUGGGGUAUCUAGGAGCUAUUUCUGCAUAUACAGCGAUAAGCUAUGACGAUGAGACUGAAUUCAUUUGGUCAGGGUUAGAUUGUGAAGGAGGAGAAUACAGACUACAAGAAUGUUAUAUACCAAGUAUUGGACGGGAAUUAACCUCACAUUGUCAAUACAUCGGUGGUGCUCACUGUGCUCUUUCACAAUCUCUUAUCCAUGAGAAUGGCGAUGUUCAAUUCAUUUCUGAUGGAGGUGCCAACAGUGGUGCCAUAGCCGUCUUUUACCGUGGAGUGUGGGGUAAAAUCUGUCCGGAUGACUGGAUAUGGUCCCUGGCAAAUAUGGCAUGUUUUCAGCUGGGAUAUUAUGGUGCCAUUGAGUCUACUAGUGCUGUGCCUGAUACAGAUGAUGGAAUCGCCUUUCAUAUGCAUUCCCUACAAUGUGAUGAAUUUGAAGGGUACAUCACAUCCUGUGAUUUAGAACAUUCCUGGGAGGAAGAUGAAGUAGAAUGUAAUUCUGAUGACGGCCUUGCUGCAGGUGUAGUCUGUACCCAUCAGUAUCAGGAUGUGCCUUAUGAUGGUAAAUCAAGGUUGGUUGACGGCCCUGACAUUGGUCAUGUUGAGGUAUUCUUUGAUGAUUCUUGGGGAUUGGUUUGUGGUGAAUCCUGGUCUUAUGAUAAUGCAAGAGUAGUUUGCAUCAAUCUAGGGUAUCGUGGAGUUCUUGAUGCCUCAUCAAUCCAGCGGAGUGACUCCCUCUCUCGUGAAGUAGUGUUGAGUGAUGUUGAUUGUAAUGGUUGGGAAUUCCUCUUGACAGACUGCUAUUCAUCCUUCCUCGAUAUUUCACACUGCCAAUCAUUGGCUUAUACAGAAUGUACUAUGGCCUCCGAUGAAAUUAACAUGCAGGAAGAACUUGAGAUUCGACUAUCUGAUGGAGAGGUACCUCAUGAAGGUCGAGUGGAGGUGUUCAUCCUUGGACGAUGGGCUUCCAUAUGCUCUGAUUAUUGGUCUGAUAAUGAAGCUGAAGUAGUUUGCACACAGCUUGGAUACACAGAUGGAGUAUACACUGCUGUGUAUGGUGGAUACUAUGGAUCCUCACCCAACGGUCAGAUAAAAGGCUAUCCCAUCUGUAACGGUUGGGAGUUGACCCUUACUGACUGUUAUCUAUUCCCUGCAUAUGGUGGACAGUGCUAUAACUCUGAUGUUGGUGUCAACUGUGACUCCGAUGAUCCAGAGAGAAUGUUUACGAUCAUCAUAGUGGUAGCAGUUGUUGUAGUAGUCCUAGCCAUUUGCUCCAUAUCAUGUAUUGGUUACUGGUGUUGCUGCAAGAAAACAGCAGCUACUGUGCCUAUGGGAGCAGUACAUGGUGUUGCUAUGGUAGAGAUUCCUCAGUCUCUCCCUCCUGUGAUGACCAACACCGUUCCUACAGAGCUACCCAGCCUUCAAUACAGCACAUUGCCUCCUAUGGAGGAUAUUGCACUGCCCCCAGGUCAAGCCCCCAAACCUCCACCAGUUGUGUAUGUGCCCCCACCCAGUCACUAA